CUGAGCAGCCGACAGUCGCGCUGUCUGUCUCCCCAUCAGCAUCACCACCACCCGUCUGCACACAAUUUUGGAGUAGACACCUCGUGCUGUGACACUGCCCUACGAGCAUGGGUGUGUGACUGUGUGUGCGCGUGUGUGUUUGAGUCGUGGGGGAAAUAAACCCAGCAGCCUGCGGCAUUAAAGGGCAGCAUCUUCGGUCCCCCAUUACGCGAACAGGGGAGCACAGCAGAGGAACGAGCGGUUGGCACAGAAGGUGGCAUGGAGGAGAGGUGUGUGUGUGUCUGUGCACGGAGGCAGGGCUGUGGGAUGUGGUGUCUGACGGACGCGGAGAGAUGCUGUGAGCUUUGGUAUUAGCAGGCAGCUGCGCACCGAGCCGCUCUCCUCCCGCCCUCCCUCCUCAGCUGCUCUACUCGCACCGACCAUUCGCUGAAAUCGGGGAAUCGGCUCCACACGGCUCGCUGUGCUCACUACCGCUGGCGUCCUGCACGGGGAUUUGACACAACCAGAGAGAGAUGUACCAUUUCGGGAAGAAGGCCACUGGAUUAAAAAAUAUUGAGCUUCUACACGGACUGUGGUUUUAGUGACUGUGAGCUGGAAUCCCAUUGUCAAUCACAGGUUGAUCGUGCUUGGCUCAUCUACGCUGUAUUCUCAGCCAAAUUCUCCUUCCACUUGAUGAUACAAAUAGUCCACAGUAUUGCCAUCCAUGGUUUCUGCCCUAAUAAAUACUAUAUCAUCCUACAUUAAAAAGAUUUGCAAAGGAAUGUUUACAAAGAAAUUGGCAAACCCAAUAAAGAAGAAAGAGAGAAGUGAAAAUAAAGAGCCCAAAUUGACCACUGAUUUGCAAGCGCACAAUCUAACUCUCUCUACCACACUGAAGACUACCGUUAAAAAGAUUUCCAAAUGCUCUUCGGCACGUAACAUAUCGCUUGAAGAAGACGACGGAAAAAACGAUUGCUCAUCACUGUCACCCACUUUCAGCUAUCGAGUAGCUAUAGCAAAUGGACUCCCGAAAAACUCUCUCUUUUUGAAUAAUAAUGAAAGUAUCUUUUCUGAGGUUCUUUCAAUUGAUAGUAAUUACUCUGACUCCUUGAGUGAGACAAAACUUGUAAGGAGACUGGAUGAGCAAAAAUCACACACUAUGCCAGUAAGACGAAACAGGAAGAGCCUCAUCAGUUUGGCUCCCUCUGAUGGCAGCUCUGAGGGCGAGCGAGUGGAACGCUCAAGUCUACACACACUUAGGCUUGGUGCUCUACGCAAGUUAAGAAAAUGGAAAAAGAGUCAGGAAUGUGUCUCCUCCGACUCCGAGGUGAGCAAUUGGAGGAAAACCUUGGGCAUCCGGAGCAAGUCCUUGGACCGUGCUGGACGGCAGCAAAAGAGCUCAACCCUGGAGCCUGGCUCCUCCUCCACAGGUUGCAUUAGUCAGACCCAGGAUGUCAUGGAAAUGAUCUUUAAGGAGCUUCAGGGGAUCAGCCAGAUAGAGACAGAGCUGUCCGAGCUACGCGGCCAUGUAAAUGCCCUAAAAAGCUCCAUUGAUGAGAUAUCCAGCAGUGUGGAAGUAGUUCAAAGUGAGAUUGAGCAGCUUCGCACAGGAUUUGUCCAAUCUAGAAGGGAAACACGUGAUAUUCAUGACUACAUAAAACAAAUUAGCCACCAGGCCAAUAAUUCAACCUUGCGGUUCAUUAAUGUUCCCGAAGAAAGGGCAGAGAAAACAGAGAGUGUAAUAUACAAAAUACUGAAAGACAAAAUGGGUUUCGUUGAUGCCCUUAAAACAAUAAAAAUUGAGCUUGCUCAUAGGUUAGGGCAACAGAGAGAAUGUUCUAAUGCAAAACCCCGCCCAAUUAUUGUUAUUUUUGCAACAACCCAAGAAAGAGAUGUGGUCUUAAAAAAGUGCUAUAAACUCAAAGGAACAGGUAUUAUAGUCUCUACAGAUAGCUUAACUCAAGAUGGAAAGGAGAGAAAAGACAAAGCAAUGUCUUCCUCACAAACCUAUGAAAGCAUGGAUAUAAAAGUCUCAGGGAAGGACAAAGUAGUGGAGAGCGAUGACUGGGAUUCAAUGGACAGUGAUAAAGAAUUAGAUGAAUUAAGCAGAAAUAAAUAUGCAAUGGUGGUUUCAAAGCCUGUUCACAAGAGCAAAUCAGAGAAGAGGCGUUCCCAUGACCAUAGCCGGUCAGGAGAGGAAGCCGGCUACUCAGGCACUGUUCACUAUGCUGAUGACGCCUACUAUGACCCAGACAAGCAUGCAAAGGCUUACUACUCUGAUUUGACCCCAGGUUGGCUUUCCCAGAGUGACUACUCCACCCCAAAACUCAGCCGCUCUGAGUCUGACUGCUCAAAGCUUUGCCAGUCGUACUCCGAGGACUUUUCAGAAAGUCAGUAUUUUACACGGGCAAAUGGCGGCUCACUGCUGUCCUCUUCCGAUCAGGAACUGUGGCAGAGGAAACAAGAAGACAUGUCCACCUCCUGGUAUGCUAGCGAGACUCAGCCGCUCGGCCAUGAUAAUCAAACAUAUGAACACAAUGAGAUUGAGACUACAGAAACUAUUGACAGUGGGGUGAGCAAUGGACUUGUCUGCAUGUCAGGAGACAGAAGCCACUACAGUGGCUCCCAGGUCUCUCUUCAAGGUGACCUAUCACCCUGGAAAGACUGGCAUCAUCUCGAGCAGGGUGCUGACUCUGGUUUGGAAGCUUCUAUAGAGGUCAGCAGUCCCUUUGACCCAUCAACCAUCCCCGGUUUUCCAGAAAACAUCACUAAAUGUCAGGAGGUUGAUUUACAAUUUGAAGGAGAAGAGGAAUUCAUGAUGCUUGACAGAGACUCUCUACCACCUAUAACCACACACAUUAUUCCUCCCGUCACAGAACGGGAGACUGUCAUCAAGACAUCUGCCCGGCAGUCUAAAGAAGAAUAUAAGAUUAGUGCAAAAGAAAACACUAAAGUAUCAUCUAAAGAUACCCCUAAAGCUGCUGCUAAGUCUACACAUAAACAGACUAAAUUGGCUCCUAAAGAAGAAACCACCAAAAUAUUGCCUAAGGAAGUCUCAAAGGUUUCUGCUACUAAAGUUUCAUCUAAAGGGACCUCUAAAGCAACUCCUAAAGAUGUAUCUAAAGAGGUACAGAAAUCAGCAGUUAAAGAACCCUCUCAAGCCCUUCCUAAAGAACGUACAAAAGUAACACCUAAAGAUACAACAAAGCCCACUGUUAAAGAAGUUUCUAAAGUGACAUCAAAGAUAACUUCUAAUGAGCCUACCAAAGUCACUCCUAAAACUACCCCGAAAGUUAGCCCGAUAGUGACUCCAAAAGAAAGUCCAAGAGAGUCACCGAAAGAGAGCCCGAAAAUAACUCCAUUUGUGAGCCCUAUUUCAACCCCUAAAGAGUCCCCUAAAGAAUCCCCUAAGGAGUCUCCUAAAGUGUUUGCAAAAGAUCUACCACAAGUUGCACCUAAAGAAGGUCUGAAAGUUGUUGCUAAAGAGGUUACCAAAGAAGCUGCACAACUACCCCCAAAAGAGACCCCAAAAGAGAUAACUAAAAUAGCAUCUAAGGAGACUGGUAAAGUACCCACUAAAGAGGUUUCUAAGAUUCCACCUAAAGAAGUUUCUAAGAUUCCACCUCAAGAAGUUUCUAAGAUUCCACCUCAAGAAGUUUCUAAGAUGCCACCUAAAGAAGUUUCUAAGAUUCCACCUAAAGAAGUUUCUAAGAUUUCACCUCAAGAAGUUUCUAAGAUUCCACCUAAAGAAGUUUCUAAGAUUCCACCUCAAGAAGUUUCUAAGAUUCCACCUCAAGAAGCCCCAAAGGUAGCACCUCAAGAGAGUCCCAAGGUGCUACCCAAUGAGAUCCCAAAAGCAGUCCCAUCAGAAGCCCCUAAAGUUGCACCCAAAGUAGUAUCUAAAGAUGCCCCUAAAGAAACCCCCAAAGUAGUUCCGAAGGAUAAAUUCCCUGAACUGGAUGUCAAUCAUAGCUUUCACCAGUCUCAGAAUAAAUCUUCAACUAUGUACCGCAGUCAGAGUGAGAUUCGAACAGAGAAAGUUGAGGAGGUCCCCAAGUCUUGGAGUAGUAGGCUCAGCAUAGAUCUCACUGAGAAGUCCUUUGGUUUUGGCUUUGGCUCUACACUGCAGAGAGCUAAGUCAGCUCUGGAGGUUGUUUUGAAGUCUGCCCCUCCCACUCCUAAUCCUGCUCCUCCAGAGGCGCCCACCAGCUCAUCAUUUAUGGGCCGUUUUCGCACCCUGUCCACCUCUGGUGUUAGUAACCCUUCUACUGCAACAGACUCAGAUGCCUACAAAGAGCCUGUCUUUAACAAGGCAGAGGAUAAGAAAGCAGGUUCAGACCCAGAAGCUGUGGAACAACCAGUGGACAAUGAGACCCACUAUGUUGAAGUGAUGGAGCAGGUACUAGCCAACUUGGAGAACAGAACUAAUGCUGAUGAGACAGAUGAGACAGAUGAAGCUGUGCAGGAGUGUGAGACUUCUCAGGACUAUGAUGUGUCUGAUGACGUUGAUGCCUCUCAAGAUGAUGAUGCCUUUGAGGACUUAGAGGCCUCUCAAGAUAUUGAAGCCACAGAUAACUAUGAGACAAGUAAAGAGGCAUGUGUUCUGGAGUAUGAUUGCAAUUUGGAUGAAGAGUACAAUGAAGACUAUGAAACCCACCUCACAGAGGACACAGCUGAAUAUGACGCAAUGGUGGAAUAUGUAGACGUAGAAGAUCCUGAUGACAAUGAUGUGACAGAGGAGAUGGAAGAGGGCGAUGAGGAGUUAGAAGAGGUAGAGGAGAUAACAGAGGAGGUAGCUGAGGUGUCUGAAAAAGUGGAUCAAAAAGAGGAUGAAAACAAAAAUAUUUCAGAGGAGAAGUCUACAGAGAAGUCAACAGAGGCCCCAUCCAAGAAACGUAUCCGACCAACAUUCAAGGAGGCCGCACUGAGGGCUUACAGGAAACAGAUGGCUGAACUUGAGCAGCAGAUCCUGGCAGGAGACAGCGGAGAUUUGGAUACACAGCCUCGCAGUCUUUUGGACCCCAAACUGCUCGGCUUGCAGUCUGGAGGGUCUGGCAGUAUUCUUUAUGGUAUUGACAGCAUGCCAGAUUUACGCCGCAAGAGGAUAGUGCCUCUUGUCCGAGACCUGGCUUUGACCCUCACUGCUCGAAAGGCAGGCAUCUCGUUCGCUCUGGUGAACCGGUCCACCCUGAAUGAUGUAGACCUGAAACAACAUGUCUUCAAGAAGACUCUCCAGGCCUUGAUCUACCCAAUUUCAUCCACAACACCCCAUAACUUUGAGGUGUGGACGGCGACGGCACCGACCUACUGCCAUGAGUGCGAGGGGCUGCUGUGGGGCAUCGCCCGGCAGGGCAUGCGCUGCUCAGAGUGUGGCGUCAAAUGCCACGAUAAGUGCCAGGACCUGCUUAAUGCAGAUUGUUUACAAAGGGCGGUGGAGAAGAGCUCCAAGCACGGGGCGGAGGACAAGACCCAGAAUAUCAUCAUGGCUAUGAAGGAGCGCAUGAAGAUCCGCGAGAAAAACACUCCUGAAGUGUUCGAGGUGAUCCAGGAGAUGUUCCACGUCUCCAAAGAAGAACUCACCAGCCAUCUGAAGACGGCCAAACAGGCGGUUCUGGAUGGGACCUCCAAGUGGUCGGCCAAAAUCACCAUCACAGUAAUGAGUGCACAGGGCUUACAGGCCAAGGAUAAAACGGGCUCCAGCGACCCUUACGUCACCGUCCAGGUGGGCAAGACCAAACGCAGGACGAAGACCAUCUUCGGAAACCUCAACCCAGUCUGGGAUGAGAAGUUCUUCUUUGAAUGUCACAACGCCACUGACCGCAUCAAGGUGCGAGUGUGGGACGAAGACGAUGACAUCAAAUCUCGGGUGAAGCAGCAUUUCAAGCGCGAGUCGGACGACUUCUUGGGCCAGACCAUCAUCGAGGUCCGCACCCUCAGCGGGGAGAUGGAUGUUUGGUACAAUCUAGAUAAAAGGACUGACAAGUCUGCGGUAUCUGGUGCCAUCAGACUCAAGAUCAGCGUGGAGAUGAAAGGAGAGGAGAACGUGGUUCCUCCUCACGGCCAGUACACCUGUUUACAUGAGAACCUGUUCCACUACCUGACGGAGGUGAAGAGCGGCGGCGUGGUGAAGAUACCGCAGGUGAAAGGGGACGAGGCGUGGAAGGUCUACUUUGACGACGUGUCUCAGGAGAUAGUGGAUGAGUUCGCCAUGAGAUACGGAGUGGAGUCCAUCUAUCAGGCUAUGACGCACUUCUCCUGUCUGUCCGCCAAGUACAUGUGUCCCGGUGUGCCAGCAGUGAUGAGCAACCUGCUCGCUAAUAUCAACGCUUACUUCGCCCACACCACCACCACCACCACAACCACUGCCUCCGCAUCGGACCGAUUUGCUGCCUCUAACUUUGGGAGGGAGAAAUUUGUCAAAUUAUUGGACCAGCUGCAUAACUCACUGAGGAUCGACCUCUCCAAAUAUCGGGAUAAUUUCCCUGCAGGAAACCCAGAGCGUCUCCAAGAUCUGAAGUCCACUGUUGAUCUGCUGACCAGCAUCACCUUCUUCAGGAUGAAGGUUCAAGAGCUCCAGAGUCCGCCCAGAGCCAGCAUGGUGGUGAAGGACUGCGUGAAGGCGUGUCUGGACUCUACAUACAAAUACAUUUUUGAUAACUGUCAUGAACUCUACAACCAACUCCUUGACCAGAGCCGGAAGCAGGACAUCCCCCGAGAGGAGCAGGGUCCGUCUAUAAAGAACCUGGACUUCUGGCCAAAACUCAUCACUCUCAUGGUGUCUGUGAUCGAUGAGGACCGGACAGCUUACACCCCAGUCAUUAACCAGUUUCCGCAGGAGCUGAACGCCGGCAAGACCAGCGCCGAGAUCAUGUGGAGCCUCUUCGCCCUGGAUAUGAAGUAUGCAAUGGAAGAGCAUGACAAGCACCGCCUAUGCAAAAGUACUGAAUACAUGAAUCUUCACUUCAAAGUCAAAUGGUUCCAUAAUGAGUAUGUUCGUGACCUGCCGGCCUUCAAGGGUGUUCCACCUGAGUAUUCACUGUGGUUUGAGCCGUUUGUCAUUCAGUGGCUUGAUGAGAAUGAGGACGUUGCCAUGGAUUUCCUAAAUGGCGCUCUGGAAAGGGACAAGAAAGAUGGAUUCCAGCAAACCUCGGAGCACGCCCUCUUUUCCUGUUCGGUGGUUGACGUGUUCACGCAGCUAAACCAGAGCUUCGAGAUCAUCAAGAAGCUGGAGUGUCCGAACCCGCAGGCUCUGGCUCACUUCAUGUGCCGAUUUGCGAAGACUAUCAACAAAGUUCUUCUGCAAUAUGCUGCAAUCAUAUCCAAGGACUUUCCUUUGCAUUUAAACAAGGAGAACGUGCCCUGCAUCAUCCUCAACAACAUCCAGCAGCUCCGAGUCCAACUGGAGAAGAUGUUCGAGUCCAUGGGAGGCAAACAGGAGGAGGGGGUUGUGUCCUUCUGUAAGCUGGAUGCAGAGGCCAGUGAUUUGCUGAAGGAGCUGCAGAAUAAACUCAACACGGUGCUGGAUGAGCUCAGCGGAGUGUUUGGCUCCAGUUUCCAAGGUGUGAUAGAGGACUGUGUGAAGCAGAUGAACCAGGAGCUGGUUCAGAUGAAAGGGCCGGCCAAAGGAAGCAACGCUGCCAUGGACGCAGAGACCGUCCUCAGACCUCUUAUGGACCUCCUGGAUAAAAAUUUGAUGUUAUUUGCCAAGAUCUGUGAAAAGACUGUGCUGAAACGAGUCCUCAAAGAGCUUUGGAAAAUCGUGCUGAACAUCAUCGAGACAACAAUAGUUCUGCCUCCUCUGAAUGACCAGAGCCAAGGAGCUCAGAUGAUCUUCAAUGCUGCCAAGGACUUGGGACAGCUGACCAAACUGAAGGAGCAUGUGACCCGAGAGGAAGCCAGAAGUUUGACUCCACGACAGUGUGCAGCCAUGGACCUCGUGCUUCCCACCAUCAAGCAAUACUUCCAUGCUGGAGGAAACGGGCUGAAGAAAACCUUCCUGGAAAAGAGCCCCGAUAUGAGGUCCCUCAAAUAUGCUCUCAGCCUUUACACUCAACCUACAGAUGCCUUGAUCAAGAAAUAUAUAUGCACCCAAACCUCUCAAGGUCAGUCAUCCAACGGAUCCGUGGGGGAGGUGUCGAUGCAAGUGACUCUCAUCUCUCACCCUGGCACUGGAGAGCACAAAGUCAGCGUGAAGGUGGUCGCAGUGAACAACCUCAUCUGGCAGACCAACGCCAUGUUCCGGCCGUUUGUAGAGGUCAACGCCGUGGGACCGCACCUGGCUGACAAGAAGCGCAAAUUCAGCACCAAGACCAAGAAUAACAACUGGUCACCAAAGUACAACGAAACAUUCCAAUAUGUUCUCAGUAACGAACACGGUCCGGAGGUCUACGAGCUCCACGUCUCAGUGAAGGACUACUGCUUUGCUCGCGACGACCGCAUCAUCGGCAUGACGGUGAUUCAGCUCAAAGAGCUGGCGGACAAUGGCAGCUGCUCCGCAAACUACCCCCUGGUGAAGAGCAUCUCCAUGGACGAAACCGGCCUCACCAUCAUGAGGAUACUCUCUCAAAGGACCACAGACGAGGUGGCCAAAGAGUUUGUGCGUCUCAAGACGGACACACGCUCGGCGGAGGAAGUGUCGUAAUGUGCAGCAAAAACGCAGUAUUAAAAGAGUUGUGUUGUCUUAAGUGGAAGAUGAAUAGAACAGGGAGAAGGAGAAAGGGCAGUAGCAACAGAUGUUCUUUCUGAAAAGAAGCUGGAGAAUGUCCAAAGCGAAGCGCAGGAGGCCCACAUGUGGCGAGGCAGCAAGACAGUGACAGAGAGAGAGAGUUGUGUUUGUUUGUUUGUUUUUGUGCAUGUGCGUAAAACAUCUGUUGGAAUGUUCAUUUUAAAAACUACAGUAUGUACAAGUGUUUACUUACCGUAUGCUUACUAUUAAGUACUAUAUUCUACGAGUUAUGUUAACGAGACAUGAAAUACCUUUUGUACAACAUUUAGUCUUUUUGAACAGAAUUUGUUCCAAUAAAGUGCCAAACCAGUGAAAAAAAGAACAAAACCAACGUAUAUGAAUUAUGGUGAACUUAGUAUGUUUGAAAUUUGCUCGAUUAUUUUGUCCGGUGUAAGUCAUUUUCUGACAGUGUGGCGUUUUGAUUGUUGCAGAGUCUUUUCAUUUUGCACCCUCGUUUUUUGGCUUCACGUUCUUCCUCACAGCACUGUUGUGCAUGUCCUCUUCUCGGUCAUGUCUCUCCCAUGAUUCCACAGUGACCACCGAGCAGGGUCCUGUCCCCUUGCCUUCAAACUGUUUGUAUUUUAAGUCGACCUGAAAAUAGACCAUGUUUUUUUAAAUGGCGAUGACUGCUAUGUAAACCUUCAUAGGUGUUUGUAAUUUUAUAACCAUGACAACAAUGACGACAGCCUCCAGUGCUAACAGUCUUAGCAGAAAGGAUGGAAAUGUUUUUCUUUUUUUUUUCCCGGGCUUUUUGUUCCUUGUUUUUGGCCAUCAGCUUCCAGCCUUUCUGAAUGACCACUGUGAACAUGAGCUUUGGAAGGCAAGCUUACAUGACAUUACUGACAGUUUGAUAUUAUUGUUUCAUAUUUUUCCGAUAACUUUGUUCCUGAUUAACUGCCAAAGUUAUAUCAAAUAUUUGUACAAAAGCAAUCCAUUACAUGUAUGAUAUAUGAUGAAAUAUGUACAUGUGAUCUAUUACUUUUUCAAUGCUUAAUAUAUGAUUAUUGAUAGGGUGGUAAUAAGAUUUUAUUUUUUUUAUUUCCUAUGAAGCUGUUAACCAAUAUGAAAGUUGCACAUGUUACUUUACACAUUAGUUAUAUCAGCUUCUGUCAUUGGAAUUUAUUUUCUUCAUAAAGGAAAGAGUAACAUUUGGUAAAUAUGCAACAUUCCUAUGUAUUGCACUGAUGGCGAAUUGUAUGUCAUGUAAAUAUAUUUAGUGAGAUAUUGUACAAAAGUCUACUUUUCUUCAAUGUGCAUAAAGUAUGUGCAAAUGUG
This is a messenger RNA of Trematomus bernacchii (emerald rockcod), 9979 nucleotides long. RefSeq names its product protein unc-13 homolog C (gene unc13c). Gene Ontology annotation, molecular function: phospholipid binding; calcium ion binding; calmodulin binding. The transcript is spliced from 34 exons. The coding region runs from base 704 to 8620 and encodes 2638 amino acids. Lineage: Eukaryota; Metazoa; Chordata; Actinopteri; Perciformes; Nototheniidae. Gene Ontology annotation, cellular component: synaptic vesicle membrane; neuromuscular junction; terminal bouton. The record is from RefSeq and is a predicted model, not a curated record. Gene Ontology annotation, biological process: synaptic vesicle priming; synaptic transmission, glutamatergic; synaptic vesicle maturation.